Elgaria multicarinata webbii is the source of this 3721-nucleotide messenger RNA. RefSeq names its product MORC family CW-type zinc finger 3 (gene MORC3). Lineage: Eukaryota; Metazoa; Chordata; Lepidosauria; Squamata; Anguidae. The coding region runs from base 43 to 2826 and encodes 927 amino acids. Gene Ontology annotation, cellular component: PML body; nucleus. Gene Ontology annotation, molecular function: ATP hydrolysis activity; zinc ion binding. The record is from RefSeq and is a predicted model, not a curated record. The transcript has 17 exons.
AGGAAGCUGGUUUCUAGCUGCGGCUUUUGUAUUGUAGCUAAAAUGGCGGCGGCGCAAACCCAAAGCGGGAUUCUUCUCAGUGCGCUGUGUCCAAAGUUUUUGCACACAAACUCAACCAGUCACACCUGGCCAUUCAGUGCUGUUGCUGAACUUAUAGACAAUGCUUAUGAUCCAGAUGUGAAUGCAAAACAAAUGUGGAUUGAUAAAACAAUUAUAAAUGAGAACAUAUGUUUAACAUUUAUGGACAAUGGAAAUGGUAUGAAUGCAGACAAGUUACAUAAGAUGUUGAGCUUUGGCUUCAGUGACAAAGUUACAUUGAAUGGUCGUGUUCCAGUUGGAUUGUAUGGAAAUGGAUUUAAAUCAGGAUCUAUGCGCUUGGGGAAAGAUGCAAUUGUUUUCACCAAGAACGGAGAAAUCAUGAAUGUGGGCCUGUUGUCACAGACCUUUUUGGAAGCCACAAAAGCAGAACAUGUCAUGGUUCCAAUAAUAUCAUUCAACAAGAAACGACAAGUAAUGAAUCCAGAUGAAUCAGCAGCCAGGUUAAGGGCUAUCCUGGAACAUUCCUUGUUUCCUACUGAAGAGGAGCUGCUGGCCGAGCUUGAGACCAUUAUUGGGAAAAAGGGAACAAGAAUUAUUAUUUGGAACCUUCGAAGAGAGAAAAAUGAACAAACAGAAUUUGAUUUUGAUACAGAUAAAUAUGAUAUUAGGAUUCCUGCAGAUUUAGAUGAAGUAACAGGAAAAAGAGGGUAUAAAAAACAAGAGAGACAAGACCAGAUUGUUCCUGAAAGUGAUUAUUCGUUACGGGCCUAUUGCAGUAUUUUAUAUUUAAAGCCAAGAAUGCAAAUCAUUAUACGAGGACAAAAAGUGCAAACACAACUGGUUUCCAAAAGCCUUGCCAACAUAGAACGUGAUGUUUACAAGCCAAAAUUUUUGGCUCCGAAAACUGUAAGAAUUACCUUUGGAUUCAACUGUCGAAAUAAAGAUCACUAUGGAAUGAUGAUGUACCACCGAAACAGACUAAUCAAAGCUUAUGAAAGAGUUGGCUAUCAGCUAAAAGCAAACAAUAUGGGUGUAGGAGUAGUUGGGAUUAUUGAAUGCAACUUCCUAAAGCCAACACAUAAUAAACAAGAUUUUGAUUAUACUAAUGAAUACAGACUUACAAUACAUGCACUCGGUGAAAAGCUUAAUGAUUACUGGAAUGAGAUGCAAGCAAAGAGAACAGAAUAUCCUUUAGAAGUGCUAUUUGAAGAUACCCAGAAGCGACCUGAUCAGACAUGGGUUCAGUGUGAUUCAUGUCUAAAAUGGAGGAAGCUUCCAGAUGGAAUUGAUCAUUUACCAGAGAAAUGGUAUUGUUCAUACAACCCUGAUCCUCAGUUCAGAAAUUGCAAUGUGCCUGAAGAACCUGAAGAUGAUGAUUUAAUACCAUAUGAGAAAACACAUAAGAAAAAAGACAGAGAAAGAUUAAAGAAAAGACUGGAGUUUAGCCAACAGAUUUAUAAUGAAAUGUAUUUACAAACGUCAUCUGCCUUGUCCAAUACACCUUCAGUGAUGAAUGAAAGUGUUCCAAGAUUGCAUGUAGAAGUUCCAAAUACAAGGUCUCUAAACACAUCAGAUAACACAUCAGUAUCUUCUCCUCAUUCUGAUUCUGAAACCAGGUUUAAACGAAAACCUUCUAAUUCUGAGGCACCGCUACCUUUUAAGAUCACACGAGUGACUAGUCAAGCAUUUGAAAAUAAAAAGGAUAAUGAUGAUGAUGUCAUCAUCUUGGAAGAAAGCAGUACUCCAAAACCUGCAGAAGCAGACUGUGACAUCAAAAUAGUAAAAGUUGAAGGUAGUGCUGAUAUGGAUUAUAAUGGUUUUGAGACAGAAUAUUCCAACAAAGAUGCUUAUUCAGAAACAAAAUGUUCAAAAGGCACUGCAGCAACACAAACUGAAAUAGAGCACCUUAUAGUAAAGAAGGAAGAAAUGGAGGACAGUUCAGAUAAGAGACUAUCCAGAUUAGAUCCUGAUAUAACCCUACUAGAUCCUGAUAUAACCGUACUAGAACCUAAUUGUGUUUUAGAGUCUGUGGAUGUGAACACCAAAAUAAAUGAACUAAGCAAUGAACUGCAAUUAGCCAGCAGUGAAAAAGAAAAAUACCAAAAGCAGUGUGAUACAUUGUUUAAAGAGGUAAAAAUAUUAGAGCAAAAGGUGAUGGAAAUGAAUGAUAAGCGUAUGAAAAAGGAAAUGUGUCAUCAGUCAACAGAAACAAAUAGUUUACUAUCAGAAGAAGAACUACAAAAAGUUAAAGACAGACGUCCAGAAGAGGUACUGAUUCUCUAUGAACAGGCAUUGAAUGAAAUGAGGAGGUUGAAAGAACAGUGUGAUACUCUGCAGAAUUUAAAACCUGAAUGUGGUAAAUGUAAAAGUGAGAGUAAAAGUGAAGUAGAUGACAUGGCUGCACAACUUGAUGAUGUUUUCAGGCAGCUGGACAAGUGCAGCAUUGAAAGAGACCAAUAUAAAAAUGAGAUUGAACUACUGGAAAUGGAAAAAAAUCAACUGCGUUUUCAGUGUGAAGAGCUGAAAGCCGAAAAUGCACAGUUAAAAGCUUCGAUUCCACAAAUGGUUGCACAUGCAAACAAUUCUGUGGCUAGUAAUCUUGAAGACCCUGUAAAUUAUUCUGAUGGGGAAAGCCUGAAGCUGCGAUCCCUGCGAGUUAAUGUGGGACUACUACUGGCAACAAUAAUGCCUGAUCUUGAUUUGCAACAAAUGAAUUACGACGUUGAUGUUGUUGAUGAAAUUCUAGGACAAGUUGUAGAGCAUAUGAAUGAAAUCAGUAGAGUUUAAUUUUCUCCUGGAGUCAUAAUAUACUUCAAUCUUCUGUUGUAUUGUGAAGUUUCCACCUUGUAAAGAUUAGUCAUUGUUAGAACCAAACUAGAUGGGAUGCUAAAUGCAUCACUUGAAGUGGUAUGAUACUGUACACUGCAGUCCUAAUAAAAAUGGGGCGGAGGGCACACAGCUAUUAACAAAAAAGAAUACUUUUAGUAUCAUGUCCAAUUUCACUCUCAUUUUAAAGCAUAAUGUUUAUGCAUCAAAUGCCACUAGAGAUGUGCGCUGGCACGUUGCUUCGGAUGGUUAAUUUUUAGAGUGCAUUCAGGAGUUAACUACAGUUGUUGUAAAUGCUGUUCUAUACUUUUUUAUUUUCUUUUUAAAAGAAAUACUAGCAAUAUUGGCAAGUAGCAUUUUCCCCAAAUUACUAGUAUUUUAUAGUGCCCUAUGAGUAUUUCUAAACUUUGAUACCUGGUCAUGUAUUAUAUAACUGAGUAAGAGUAUUGCAAAACAAUUGUUACAAUAUCAGGUCUUGUUUUUAAUUAAAAUUUACAGAUGUUUUAUCAAACUCAUGGCUUUUCAGGUAUUAUUUUUCCAUACUUUUUUCCUAACUUUAUAUUUUUAAUGUUUUUAAUUUCUCACCGUAUCCUUCAAUAGCUGAAUGUAUUGUAAAGUCUGGGUAAAGGAAAUCUUGUCUGUAUGGAGAAUAUUAUUUAAAUUUAUACUGUACAUUUACACUUUAAAGAAAAGUGAAUAAAUGGAGAUAAGUUUUUAUUUACAUGAAAAAAAUUGAAAGAUGUAUAUUUUGUAUUAAAUGGAGGAAAACACAUUCUGUUCUUCUGAGUGACAGGGGGAAACUAAAUGGGUAAAUCUCCAUUUUUCCUAAUAAUAAAAAACUCACGUGCUUGCUUUU